Messenger RNA from Theileria annulata, 618 nucleotides. Its product is annotated as cyclophilin, putative. The record is from RefSeq and is a predicted model, not a curated record. The coding region runs from base 1 to 618 and encodes 205 amino acids. Gene Ontology annotation, molecular function: peptidyl-prolyl cis-trans isomerase activity. NCBI's taxonomy places the organism in Eukaryota, Apicomplexa, Aconoidasida, Piroplasmida, Theileriidae. Gene Ontology annotation, biological process: protein peptidyl-prolyl isomerization. The transcript is spliced from 2 exons. Gene Ontology annotation, cellular component: intracellular membrane-bounded organelle.
AUGUCAGAUGACAAGAACGAACGCCUUCUAGGAGGGCCACCUUAUCUUUCACAUCUUUUAACUAACCCUGAAAACCCAGUUGUUUUUAUGGACAUUUCAUUAGGAUCGCAAUUUUUAGGAAGACUUAAAAUAGAACUUUUCGCAGACAAGGUCCCGAAAACCUGUGAAAACUUUAGAAAGUUCUGCACAGGCGAACACAAACAGAACAUGGUUCCAGUUGGAUACAAGGGAACAAAAUUUUCAAAGGUUAUUAAAGACUAUAUGGUACAGGUACCGAUGAUAAUAUGUAUAGAAUGUUUACAGGGUGGAGAUUUUGUGAAAGGGGAUGGCACAGGGUGUAUUUCUAUAUACGGGUCCUGUUUUGACGACGAAAAUUUCACUGUAAAACACGACAAACUGGGAGUUGUUAGCAUGAGUAACACGGGACCUAACACUAAUGGGUGCCAGUUCUUUUUUAUAACCAAGGAGUGCGACUGGCUUGACGGGAAAAACGUGGCUUUUGGAACCCUAAUAGACGACGAGUCGAGGCUUGUAUUGCAAAAAAUGCAAAACGUGUCAGUGGGCGAAAACUACGCCCCUAAACUCAAUUUAUUAGUAACUGAAUGCGGCCAGCUGUAA